AUGCAGGAUAUGAAACCGAUAUCCUCAGGGCCAAUACCACAACCUCAUGAGAGACCAUCACCACCGGCACCCCAAACAAACAGUGGCAGGCGUAUCGUAAACCCGCAAACUUGCACCACGCACGAAAAAUACGACGUGUCCCUAUUCGACAUAGUCUUGGUGCAUCCAAUUCAAUCCACAUUCAUUACAUUUGAUAGCGUCCCAACUCCUCCCUCGACAGAACCGGCUCGCACGGAAUUCAUCAACAACCAUUUCAUCCAGCAGAUCAACUGGUAUCCUUGGACAUGCGACGUAAUGUCUAAAGACAUGACGGAUACCACGAUAAGAGAUCCGGGGGUGGAAAUGAACAUGUGCUCACGCUAUGUGGAAGCCGAAGCCAUCAUCACCCCGUUAUAUCGCAAUGCGCAGAAGCAGCUGGGCUUCAUGCACCCCAUAACCAUCUACCACAUGAACAAUCUCGGGGUGGCUUUGGGUGGCCAGGGCAAAUAUCGGGAAUCCGAAUCAAUCCUCAAUGACACUGUCGGAAUGAAAUUUCAGGAGUUGGACUCGUCACAUCUGAGUACCCUAGGCAGUAUGAUGAACAUCGUACUCGCCUAUAAGUGUCAGGGCAAUUGGCAGAGGGCUGAGGAAGUGCUGACUCAGAUGAUAAAUAUCAGAGUGAAUGACCAGGGAGUCCCAGAUCCUGACUUUUUGGAUUGGAAUGAUCACUUGGGCGUCAUUCUGGCAAUUCAGCAGAAGUACGAUGAGGCCGAGAAGGUGCUUAUGCGCUGUUAUGAGGUGCGGCAGAGGCUUGGACGUGAUCCGUAUAUCUUUUGCACGCAAUAUACGCUGGAAUGGGUUCAGAAGAAGAAGAAGGGAGCAUCCGCACAGGAAAAGAAGUCCGCAUGA
Molecule: messenger RNA, 888 nt
Organism: Paracoccidioides brasiliensis Pb18
Exons: 1
Coding region: 1-888 (295 amino acids)
Biological process (GO): microtubule-based movement
Cellular component (GO): cytoplasm; kinesin complex; membrane-bounded organelle
Molecular function (GO): kinesin binding
Source: RefSeq, a predicted model, not a curated record